AUGGUCGUCGGUGCUGAUCUGUGUCUUCUUUCCUCUGAUGAUUUCGACGAGAAUAGAAUCUCGGAAAACGACGAGAGUGGAGGUUUUUCGCUCGAUUUUAACGUCGACAUGCGUCCACACGAAGAAGAAGAAGAAGACACAGAGGAAGAAGAAGAAGAGAAAGAAGAAUUAUACGCUUUGCACUUGAACAACUUCACCUCUCCUCUCUUUAUAUCGCAAACGAAUACAGGAGAGUUAGGGUGCCGAGUGUGGAAUUGCGCGCUGGCGUUGUGCGAGUAUUUAUCAGUCUCCUCUUCUUUGUCUUUCCCUGUGUUGAACAAAGCGGUGUUGGAAGUCGGGUGCGGCGUAGGAUUGGGCGGGUUCGUCGCGGCGUCGUUGGGCGCGAAAACUGUCUGCUUAGCAGAUUGUGGGAAAAACACGUUGGAGAACGUCUCGAAGACGUUGGAGAGAUGGGAUGCGUUGGUGAGGAUGAAGGAAGGCGUUUUUGCGGAUGUGAAAAGGAGGACGACGAAGUGGGAAUCGAGGUGCGGUCGAAUCCGCUUGCGAACGCACCUUUGGGAAGAGGACGAGGAAAUCGUGAACGCUUUGGUAGAGAAGAGAAGGAAAGAAUCGGUCAGACAUUGGAGUAAAACGAGCGGAGAAGACGAUGUGUCACUGGCGCCGAAGAUGGCGGACGAUGAGACGUUCGAUGUGAUUAUUCUUUCGGAUUGCUUGUAUUACAGUUCGCAAGAGCUGCCGUUGGCGAAAUCGUUAGCGUUGCGGCUGAAGAAGGAUCCCACAUCCACUAUCGUGCUAUUCCAAACCAGACGAACUACGAAUAAGUUAGUAGAGGAACGGUUCAGAAUCUGUUGCGAGGCGCAAGGUUUAGAGGUGGCCGUAGAAGAUGUAGCUUUGGAGAAACCGAAGAGGAGCAAGUUGAACGGCGUCCACGAGACGGCGCAUACGAUAGGGUACGCGAGGAUGAUUAUGAAAUGGCGCGCGCCGUGA
Bathycoccus prasinos is the source of this 987-nucleotide messenger RNA. RefSeq names its product mitochondrial L-galactono-1,4-lactone dehydrogenase (ISS). The transcript has a single exon. The record is from RefSeq and is a predicted model, not a curated record. The coding region runs from base 1 to 987 and encodes 328 amino acids. NCBI's taxonomy places the organism in Eukaryota, Viridiplantae, Chlorophyta, Mamiellophyceae, Mamiellales, Bathycoccaceae.